This is a messenger RNA of Gavialis gangeticus (Gharial), 3594 nucleotides long. It is a transcript of the gene LRRC8A, whose product is annotated as leucine rich repeat containing 8 family member A. The coding region runs from base 224 to 2656 and encodes 810 amino acids. Gene Ontology annotation, molecular function: protein binding. Lineage: Eukaryota; Metazoa; Chordata; Crocodylia; Gavialidae. The transcript is spliced from 4 exons. The record is from RefSeq and is a predicted model, not a curated record.
AUGAGGUCACUUCCGGGGCGGGGCAGCACGAGUGGUGCAGUGAGGGGCAAACAAAAGGAGCUGGGGCAGGAGCCGGGCGGGUGCUGCCAGGGAAGCUGUUCCCAUGGCGUGUGGGGAAUGCAGUGUUUCAGCACGUGGUCAAGACCUGGCACGCAAGGACAUCCGCCCUUUCCAACACAGAGAACUGAAGUGCAGAUAGCAGAACCCAGCUGUGAGGUGAACCAUGAUUCCUGUCACUGAACUGCGCUAUUUUGCUGACACUCAGCCAGCAUACCGCAUCCUGAAGCCAUGGUGGGAUGUCUUCACAGACUAUAUUUCCAUAGUCAUGCUGAUGAUUGCAGUGUUUGGAGGGACGCUUCAGGUCACCCAGGACAAAAUGAUCUGCUUGCCCUGUAAAUGGGUUACCAAAGACUCCUGCAAUGACUCCUUCAGAGGUUGGACAGCUGCAGCCCCAGAAUCCACUUAUUAUAAUUCUAGUCUUGUCCAACCUGCAGACACAGGGCCCACAGGAAUAAAAUAUGAUCUGGACCGGCACCAGUAUAACUACGUGGAUGCGGUGUGUUACGAGAACCGCCUUCAUUGGUUUGCCAAGUAUUUUCCUUAUCUGGUGCUGCUACACACUCUCAUCUUCCUGGCCUGUAGCAACUUCUGGUUCAAGUUUCCACGAACGAGCUCUAAGCUGGAGCAUUUUGUGUCUAUUCUGCUGAAGUGCUUUGACUCUCCUUGGACAACAAGGGCUCUGUCUGAGACGGUGGUAGAAGAGAGUGAUACCAAGCCAGCCUUUGGGAAGAUGAAUGGUUCCAUGGACAAAAAAUCUUCUACAGUCAGUGAGGAUGUGGAAGCUACUGUCCCUAUGCUGCAAAGAACAAAGUCUCGAAUUGAGCAAGGAAUUGUGGAUCGGUCUGAUACAGGCGUCUUGGACAAGAAGGAAGGGGAACAAGCCAAAGCACUGUUUGAGAAAGUGAAAAAGUUCCGCACGCACGUGGAAGAGGGAGACAUUGUCUAUCGCCUCUACAUGAGACAAACUAUCAUCAAAGUGAUCAAGUUCAUACUGAUCAUCUGCUACACUGUCUAUUAUGUCAACAACAUCACUUUUGAUGUUGACUGCAAGGUGGACAUUGAGAGCCUGACUGGGUACCGCAUGUAUCGCUGUGCUCAUCCUCUUGCCACUCUCUUCAAAAUCCUAGCCUCUUUCUAUAUCAGCCUGGUGAUCUUCUAUGGUCUGAUUUGCAUGUACACGCUCUGGUGGAUGCUGAGACGAUCCCUCAAGAAAUACUCCUUCGAGUCCAUCCGAGAGGAAAGCAGCUAUAGUGACAUCCCAGAUGUAAAGAAUGACUUUGCUUUCAUGCUGCACCUAAUCGACCAGUAUGACCCACUUUACUCUAAGCGCUUUGCUGUCUUUCUGUCUGAGGUGAGUGAGAACAAAUUGCGGCAGCUGAAUCUCAACAAUGAGUGGACCUUGGAGAAGCUGCGCCAGAGGAUCACUAAGAAUUCCCAGGACAAGUUAGAGCUGCAUCUCUUCAUGCUGAGUGGUAUCCCUGAUACUGUCUUUGACCUUAUUGAGCUGGAGGUUCUGAAGCUGGAGCUCAUCCCUGAUGUUACUAUCCCACCAAGCAUCGCUCAGCUCACUAGCCUUAAGGAGCUGUGGCUCUACCACACAGCUGCCAAAAUUGAGGCUCCGGCCCUUGCCUUCUUGAGAGAGAACUUGAAGUCCUUGCACAUUAAGUUCACGGACAUCAAGGAAAUUCCUCUGUGGAUUUAUAGCCUCAAGACCUUGGAAGAGCUCCACCUGACGGGCAACCUGAGUGCAGAGAACAAUCGGUACAUUGUGAUAGAUGGCCUGAGGGAGUUAAAGCGACUUAAGGUGCUGAGGCUGAAGAGCAACCUCACCAAGUUGCCACAGGUGGUGACAGAUGUUGGUGUGCACCUCCAGAAACUUUCCAUCAACAAUGAGGGCACCAAGCUCAUUGUCCUCAACAGCCUUAAGAAGAUGGUCAAUCUGACAGAGCUGGAACUGAUCCGCUGUGACCUGGAACGUAUUCCCCACUCCAUCUUCAGUCUCCACAAUCUCCAGGAGAUUGACCUGAAAGAUAAUAACCUUAAGACUAUUGAGGAGAUCAUCAGCUUCCAGCAUCUGCACCGUCUCACUUGCCUUAAACUGUGGUAUAACCACAUUGCCUACAUCCCUGUGCAAAUUGGCAACCUCACCAACCUGGAGCGCCUUUACCUGAAUCGCAACAAAAUAGAGAAGAUCCCCAACCAGCUCUUUUAUUGCCGAAAACUGCGAUACUUAGAUCUCAGCCACAAUAACUUAACUUCGAUCCCAGCAGACAUUGGGAUACUGCAGAAUCUGCAGAACCUAGCAGUGACAGCCAACAGGAUUGAGAGUCUCCCACCUGAGCUCUUCCAGUGCAAGAAGCUGCGAACCUUGAACCUGGGGAACAAUGUGUUGCAAUCGCUGCCUUCUCGGGUGGGUGAGCUGACAAAUUUGUCACAGAUAGAGCUGCGAGGCAACCGUCUGGAGUGCCUGCCAGUGGAGCUGGGAGAGUGUCCUCUGCUGAAGCGCAGCGGGCUUGUGGUAGAGGAGGACCUGUUCAACACCCUACCCCUGGAGGUUAAGGAACGGCUGUGGAGGGCAGACAAAGAGCAAGCGUGAGCCUUGGAAAGGAAGGGAGGGGGAGACCUCUGACCAAGACGACAGGAAACAAAAGGCCAUUCCAUUCCAGCCCUUUUCCCAAAAUCCCCCAGCCAAUGUCAUACUAGCCGUGGAGUCCCUGAAUAACUAUCAUGACUCUGAAUGAGGCCGCUUGCUGCCUCGGCUGCAGGAUGGGGGAAGUUCGGGAUCCUGGUGAGGACCAAGGCAGAGCGAGCAGCUCCUCUGUAUUGGACAGUGGGGAAAAGAGGUGCUGCUGUUCUGCAGGACAGGAAGUGGGGGUAAUGCUAGUGCUGCCAUGGAGUUGCUCAGAACUGCUGGUGGAACCAACUUCCAAGUCUAAAGGGGAAUUGCUUUUGAAUGGAGGAGAGAAAUGAACUGAUUGUUGGGGUGCCCUCAAUAGGGCACUGACACGCGUGUCAGAGACUGAGGACAUCCAAGUGCUCUACAAUCAAAGGAUAAUUGUCCAGAAAAUCUCUUGAACCUCCAGUGCUACUUUGCUUUGACACUUGGUACAGUUCCACACUAACUUGCUGAUUCAAUCAGUUGGGGCUUUAUUAGGGGGGAGGGAAGGGGGCAGCUGGCUUUUUUUUUUUUUUUUUUUUUAAUUUAGAUGCUGGCAUUAUUUUUGGUAACUUUACCUCAAAGGUCAACUUGGAUUCAGGAUUUUUUUAUACAUUAUGUUCAUCUUUCACCUAGUUUCCAACUGCUGAUGUGAGGCUGCACUGCCUUUCCAGCUCCCAGGCCUUUGUCCUGACAAGUAGAUCACACUAUCUCCUCUCCUAGAUGGUUUUGCAGGAGGUGCUGCUUGGCUCGGCAGUUCCAAAGUGUUAUCCAGAUUGGGUUGUGUAUACUCUAAGUUCUGGUUAUGUGGCAUAAAUGGGACAGCAAGGAUGCAGUUCAGUUCAAUGCAUAAAAGGCUGGAAAAUGCAUCAAAAGCA